Cladophialophora carrionii CBS 160.54 is the source of this 2343-nucleotide messenger RNA. RefSeq lists its product as uncharacterized. Lineage: Eukaryota; Fungi; Ascomycota; Eurotiomycetes; Chaetothyriales; Herpotrichiellaceae. Gene Ontology annotation, cellular component: mRNA capping enzyme complex. Gene Ontology annotation, biological process: polynucleotide 5' dephosphorylation; 7-methylguanosine mRNA capping. Gene Ontology annotation, molecular function: polynucleotide 5'-phosphatase activity. The transcript has 2 exons. The record is from RefSeq and is a predicted model, not a curated record. Bases 1 to 2343 code for a protein of 780 amino acids.
AUGGAUCUGAGGGCGAUGCUGAAUGAGUCUCAGCCGGCGCAGCGACAAGACCUUCAAGGGCCACCGCACCCUCCGCCUCGACUUCACACCCAUCAAUCAUCCUAUGACCGCACCCCGUCGUACGAGUCACAUCCUCCUCUCGAGCGCCCGCCGUUGCUGUCAGCCUCUUCAUCCUCGUCAUAUCACCACCACCACCAGCCGCCGCCGUCCAACGACUUCCGCUCCUCUGCCAAUGGCUCCUAUUUCGCCGUGCAGUCACCGCACCAACACCAGAAUUCCGCGUCUGCGUCUGCGUCCACCCCCAGCUACGCGCAGAGUCCGGGACCAUAUGCUCAGAUCCAUACGCCGCGUGAAGGAGUAGCGUCUGCACAUCCAUACCAGUCUCCCUUUGUCCCUUCGCCCUCCCCGUCGGCGCAAUACCCUCCGACACCCGGCUCCGUCCACCACUAUCCCAACACUGCCACGCCUUCCACUGCGACCACCUAUCAAUACCCUACGGCUCAUCCGUCACUGACUGGACAGUCACCCACACUGAGAGAAGAGCACAUUUCCGCAAACGGCAAUUCGCAUGCGCGCCAGCGGAACAUUUCACCUCAGGCUCAGUUCCACCCUCCUCCAGCGACGCCCCUGGGCCCACCCGUGUCCUACCCACGACCUUCGCCACACCCUCAUCGACCGACCUCCCAUGGCCACGAGAGCGUGAGAAGAUCAUCCGUGGGCUCGGUUGGCUCGGUACAAAGCAGGGAUUACAACCAAGGGCCGUCCGAUCAUUCGAGAACUGGGAGUGGCAGCAUACAAAGAACGUAUUCGGGGGACGUGCGUGAACGCGAACGGAGCAUUGAGAGUGUCAGUCCGAAGACGAUCCCUAAGCCUCCUCCAGUCCGGCGGCAGAGCGUGAGCCGGUUCCAGGACCUCAUGUCCGAUCAGCACGCCGGGCCUCUGGGUCCCCCCGCCUCCAGUUCCAACUCUUCCGUCGCGCAACCUCACACCACGCCGGAUCGGAUUUUGGACUAUCAGCACUACGACACCACUCCCAAGUCAUCGUCGACGUCGAUUGAUCAGAGGCCCGUCGCCCAGUAUCACAAUUCCGAGCCGAGCCCGGCUCCGGCUGCUCCAAGCCAUUACAACUUAACACCCCAGCAAGCACAUGCCCCCCUACCCCCACAACAGCAAAGCCCCGCGGCCAAAGUACUUUCACAAUUUCCACUCAAGCGAUCCGCAAGCAAUAUCUCCGACAUCACGACGGCUCCAUUACCACCGAGAAAACGCCCGCGCCGGGACGACAUCCCCGUCUGGGCGCGCAGCGCACGCAAACAGCCGUUGGUUUUCAUCAAGGCGCGACCUCCGAGCCCUGCGCCUCCACCAGUCCCCCCACCUUCGUCCACAAACGAUGUGGUCGUGAAGAAGGACUCUGUGGGCUCCCAGAUGGCGAAUGGACAGGAGCAACCACCUGCAAUGACACCGCCCACUGAGAUUCCCUGGGAGCCGUCGAUCGUAAAUGAGCCAGCCUUUGAUGACGUUGUUCGGCGUGUCUGUGAUUGGAUCUUUUUCACCAUUGGCAAUAAGCAUCCGCCUGCUGGAGGAGCUGUAUUUGAGAUUGAAGCCAAGGUUGGCAUGAUUUUCGAUGAGGGGACCGGCGAUCGACUCAGUUUGCCCGUGGAGACAGAGACGGUCUUCGACCGUAAGAGCUACAGAGGCCGGACGAGCUUCAAGAGUUCCAUGGACGUGGCUCAGCACAAGGCCCUGAACGGAUUCUUGAACAAGCUUGUCCAAGACUCAGUGCGAGAAGCUCAAGAAACAGGGCGACCACCGCGAAUCGGUUACGAUCAUCCGCAUGAAUACGACGCAUUCUACGAACUGACCCUGGAAGGCCAGAAUCAUCUCCCACCGGCCAUCAUGACUUAUAUCAAUCACAACCACAAACCACGAGUGCGGAGAACGAUCGAUGAAAAGACCAACAUGGUCAAAGCGCAGAUCAUCAAGUCGCGGAUUGCGGAUCUGGAGGUUUACAAUCCGCGGACAGCCUUUGAUUACCGCAUUUCAAUCUCGAUUGAAAGUCCAUGGGAGGGCGAUCCGAACUGGCUUGCAGAGACGACGGAGAGCCGACGAGACCGCCAGAAGGACCGGAUGAGUUACCGACACUUGGCCUAUCAGAUUGACCUGACCCAAGUCAGUUAUCCCAACUCGGUCGAAAAAGAGCACGAACUAGAGGUGGAAAUCAGCACGGAGCAGAUACGACUGGAGUUGGCCAAAGCAAAAGCAGGCCAUGCCAAUCGCUACGAACCACUCGUCCGAGGAUUCGUGGAUAAUGUGAGGAUAUUGAGUCGGCUUUUUCCUUGCUAG